CCUCGGGCGAAACGAUCACAGAAACGGACGCGAUGCAAGUUGCGCCCAUGGAGUCCGCGCCGCGAAGCGGCCUCUUGUCGCAUCACCCGCAUGGUCGAUGGGAUAUGCUACGCGUCGCAUGCGGCUUUGCCUACGUCUUCUUCUCCCUGACGUGUGGCUGGUUCUACUUGACGCUCCUCACACCGGCGUUUGCCAACGAUCUCUGGUGGCCGGGUUACAACCUGAGCGGUUACGAGGCCUACCUCGUUGAUGCCACCAACGCAGCGCUCGUCACGACGGCGUCAGGGCGGCUCGACCUCCUCGCAGACGCGGUUAUGCAGCGCAAGGCGUACGACGCCAGCUCGUCCUCCACGAGCGUGUACCCAACGUACGUGCGGCACCUCGUGUUUCAUGAACUCACGAGCGUGCGCUAUGCCAUUGCCAACUUGCGCUCGCUCGGCGCGCCGUGGAGUCUCCGCAUGAGCACUCAGUAUUGCUUUGUCGACUUCAACCAGAGCUUCCACCUCGCACACACGGCCCGUCGCCAAGCUCGCUGCAAACAAAUCUACGCUCGGAACGGUGCCGUGUACCUCGAAGCCGUCUUGCGUAACAUUGAUUACGACGCAUUUCAGGCGACGUGGGGAGGCCCCGGCAACUGGUUCUCAGUGGCGGUUCAGUCGACGCUCGAGGCAAGCGUCGUCGGGCGGGAGUGGCUCGCUACCACAUCGACAGCGCGCGAUACGACGCCGAUUGCAGCCGAAAACGAUCUGUGGACGUCGGUGGGCAUCGAUGCAUUUCAGCUGCAGUGGACCAACCGGUGGCAGCCAGGUAUCUCCGAGACCAUUGCACUCGCCAACGCUCUUGGCUACGAGCAGCAGGUGACGCUCAAGAGUCGGCCUCGUCGUGCCGGUGCCUGGACGUCGAUUGUGCUUUUUUGGUUGCCAUUUGUUGAUAUGUGGGCUGCCACACAACUCAACGUGAGUCUCGUCAACAACACCUCGGUGGAUUUCGGCGGGUGGUUCGGCCUCUGCCAGGCUGGUGGCGUCUGCUACAACCAGACGAGCGUCGUACACAGCUCUGUCGGGCCGCUACUCUCGAUCGACGCCUUCUAUGUCCCACCACCGACAGCGCUGCGUGACAUUUACCUAGUAUUUCAAGCCUCCCUGUACGCUCGACUGGCCUCCGACAGCGUCUUCUUGGCCAAAUAUACGGCGCUUCAGAGCGUCGACGCUCAGCUACCAACGCCGCAGCAUUGGCAGCAACACACGACGUUCUUCGGUGGCAGUCUCUUGUGUUUGCACAUGCCCGGCACGGAGUAUGUGCAAUCUCCGUUCGACUUUGACGAUGCGUGCACUACGCCGCACCCGUUCCUCGUUGCGCUGCGUCCAGAGGCAGCUCUUUUUGCCGCCUCCGCGCUGCCAGAGCUAUCGCUGCAAGGCAUUGGAAAUGUCGUUCGUGAGGUUGGGCGCGUGCUGGCGUCCUCCGCCUUUCGCAACGCGUCCCAGAGUGUCCGCACGCUCCAGCCACAAAUUGUACAAUUUGUUGAGAAGCAAUCGAUGUGGUCACUUUUGCAGCAGCCGCUGCUCGAUGACACAGCGUUUGCCGUCUACGGCUGGAUCAUGCUCUACGACUGGGUGCAAGGCCGGCGCGAGGUGCUUUCGCUGGAAGGUGAUGCAGCCUCGAUCGCGCUCAUUUCGACGUCCUAUGACGCCCAGGAAAUACCAACGAGCGGCGACACCCGCUUUGUCAAGAACGCGUCACAGAUCGCCAUCUACACGACCGCGUACGCCAGCACCGUGCUCGCACUCGUGGCGCUUCUCUGCGUCCUCCAUAGUGUGCGGCUCCGCUUUCGCAUCCUCGGCCGCAACCUCUUUCAGUUCAACCGCGUCGUGGGCAUAGGUUAUGUCGGGCGACCUAUCAUGCUUCUCCGCGGCAUGACCGCAGUCAUCUUUUGA
Saprolegnia parasitica CBS 223.65 is the source of this 1934-nucleotide messenger RNA. RefSeq lists its product as hypothetical. The record is from RefSeq and is a predicted model, not a curated record. The coding region runs from base 33 to 1934 and encodes 633 amino acids. The transcript has a single exon. Lineage: Eukaryota; Oomycota; Saprolegniomycetes; Saprolegniales; Saprolegniaceae.